AUGAACAAAAUCAACAGAAAUCAAGAGAUCAGAAAUAACAAAAUGGGAACAAAUUUAAAAUCAAAUCAAGAUUUUCAUAAUUCUAUAGAUUUUACAUCAAACAUAUCAUCAACAUCAUCGCUAUCACCUAAUAACAACAUGUCAAAAUCUCGUCCUGAAGAAUAUGAAUUAAUUGAAAAGAAUAUCAUCACGUCCCAAGGCGUCGAAGAACUCUUUGAUAAAGUUUUAAAAUUAGUACAACCUCAACAAAGGAAAUUAUCAAUGUCAAUGUCAAUGUCAUUAUCACCAUCAUUAUCAGCUUCUAUAGCCAGAAACAAACCAUUUUUACAAAAGUCAUCAUUAUCAUCGCCCUCUUCUUUAUUAUCAGCACCAACAGAAAUCGACUUUCAAUGUUAUGGUCUUUUUGCUCAAUCAAAUAUAUCAUUAGGGAAUUUCAUUGCAGAGUAUAAAGGUGAAGUUUGUUUAAAAUCAGACUACAAAGAUAAUCCUACAAAUGGAUACAAAGAUCUUGGCACCACGAAGCCAUAUGUUUUAUUUUAUCCAACAUUAGAUUUGUGUGUAGAUGCUCGUCGUUAUGGAACAUAUGCAAGGUUUGUUAGACGUUCAUGUAAUCCUAAUGCUGAAACACGAACAAUGUAUAUUAAUGAUGGUAUAGUUAAAGAUCGCCAAUUACAUUUGGGUAUAUUUGCCAAAUGUGAUAUAAUGCAAAAUCAAGAAAUAACAGUUGGUUGGAACUGGGAUAAUCAACAUGUUGCUCAUAUUUUUAUAAGGAAAGAUGGCGGUGGUGAUGUUGGUGGUAAAGGAAGAGACAACGAUGAUUUAGAUCAAGUCAUUGAUUUAAAUAAAAGGAUUCAAAUGGGUACCGUCGUUUACAAUUUGUUAAAGUUUACAGAAUGUGCCUGUGAAGAUAAAAAUAAUUGUGUUAUUGAGAAAAUGAAGAAUUACGCAAAGAAACCAAAAGAUGAUUUGACUAAAAAUAAAGAAGGUUAUUAUUUUGACCCGCAACAAAGCAAUAAUCCAUAUAAUAAGAGAAAAAUACAAGUUUCAUCUUAUGCAGAUAACAAUAAAAACAAUGAUGACAACGAUCAAGACGAAGAGAUAGAAAUAGAAGAAGGCAGUAAAGAAUCAGAGGUCGUUAAAUCGAUGGAGUUAGAUUAUGUUGACAGAAAUGAAUAUAAUAAUAGAUCAGAGAUGAAAGGAAUUAACAUAGACGAUGAUAAAAAAUCAAAAGGACUUGAUAAUAGUAGUAGUCAUAAUAAUUACAACAAGAUUAUUGAUUUAGAACAUGAUACCGGAGCAAUGCAUUCACAAAGUUCUACUAUUGUUACAACUACUACACCUACAACUGCGAUUAAUAGUGGUAGGAAAUCAAGAUAUGUUUCAUUUAGUAGUCAGUUUCCUUAUUCCACAAAUCCAAAUCAAUCUAAGCCUAAUGCAGACGCUAAAAGUGAGAUUAGUAGUUUAAUUGAUAAAAAUGAAGAGUAUUCAAGUAAAUUAGAUUUUAAACCAUCAUCGAAAAGACGUAAACUAAGUCCCACUAGAGAACCAGUUUUAUUUCCUUCUAAUUUAUCUUCUAUCGAAAAUAAGUAUAUGGAAAUUGUAAAAGAUCAUCAACCACAGCAAUCAAAUAUAAGCAAAACAUCAUCAUCACCUUCAACUUUAUCAACUAAUAUUGAUAUACGUAAUCAAUCAACAACAUCAUCACCUGCAUCUUACACAAACAAUAAUGAUGACGAUGAUGAUAAAUUAAAUUUAAAAAAUACACAAUUAGACUCUUUUAAACACACACAAAUCAAUUUAUCGAAACCAUCACCAAAAACAACUUCAUCGUCAUUACAUCUUGAUACAACUACAAAAAUAUCUAACAUAUUAUCAUCAUCUAAAUCGCCAAUAUUAACUUCACCAACUGUAACAACUUCAAUACCUGAAAUAUCAAAAAAUACUUCAUCAACAUUAUCACCAUCCUUUGCCGUCAACAAUAACGACGGCACCAUCGUCAUCAUCACAACUUUAUCAACUAAUAUUGAUAUACGUAAUCAAUCAACAACAUCAUCACCUGCAUCUUACACAAACAAUAAUGAUGACGAUGAUGAUAAAUUAAAUUUAAAAAAUACACAAUUAGACUCUUUUAAACACACACAAAUCAAUUUAUCGAAACCAUCACCAAAAACAACUUCAUCGUCAUUACAUCUUGAUACAACUACAAAAAUAUCUAACAUAUUAUCAUCAUCUAAAUCGCCAAUAUUAACUUCACCAACUGUAACAACUUCAAUACCUGAAAUAUCAAAAAAUACUUCAUCAACAUUAUCACCAUCGUCACAAUAUCACACAAAUAAAACUUUCAAUCCAACAAUAAAAGCUUUGCCGUCAACAAUAACGACGGCACCAUCGUCAUCAUCAUGUCGUCAUUUAGAAACAUUAAAAACAACUAACACCUCGCAUUUAAAUAUUUACCCCAAUAAAUCUCCAUCAAUAAAUACCAACAUUUCUAAAAAUUUACAAUCUGACUUUACAAAAUCACAAGAAACAACUACGAAACCAAACAUUACCAUCAACGCCACCACAAAUAAUAAUAUCACAUCUUCUACAGCCAAAACUCAAUCAACUGAAUCCAAGAAAAAAACACUUUCACUUUCAGAAUAUAAACAAAUGAAAGUUCUAACCGGUUCUUCGUUGACUUCGAAAACUGAAGAAUCAAAGAAACCAUUAAUAGAAUCUCAAUCAAACAAUACACCCUCACCAGAUAGUCAAAUAGUUGCAAUGACAAAUGAUGGUUAUUUCCCGGUAGAUUUCAAUAUCGAUCUUCCGAUCACUUCUUCGCAUAUUUCUAAAUCAAAAGACUACUUGCCAACGUCAUAUGAAUAUCACACAUCAAAAGAUAUUGAUUCUAUAAACCAAACUGAAUAUAGGAGAUCUUCUUCCUCCUCUUCUUCAAAACCACCACUAAUAUCUCCACGCGGAAUACCACCACCACGUAGUUAUCAUAAUGGAGGUGGUGGCAGCGGUAGUGGUAGCAGUCAUUACAGAGUUGGAAAGUCAUCAUCAGGUGGCCAUUUUAGAGGUAUGCCUACAUCACCAGGUGAAAGAGGUGGAGGAGGAAGAUAUCAUGGAGGUCUGGGUAAUUUUAAUUCACCAGAUUCGUCACCUGUCACACAAAGACAAAAUCCAGAUGGACAACCAAUACUGUCAUCAACAACUAAUAAUGAUCGGGAUCAAAUUCAAUCAAUUGAUAACAGUGAUUAUAUGAGAUCUAUUGAUGUUAGAGAUAGAGGAUGGGGUACGCAUGAUCGUACUAGAGAAUGGAGAGAACGUGAGAGAGAACGUGAAGAAUGUGGCAAAAGAAAUGAAGAUUAUCGACUUCAAAGGUUCCCUGGUGAUGAUUAUCGUAGAAAUAGAAGAUAG
Molecule: messenger RNA, 3402 nt
Organism: Entrophospora sp. SA101
Lineage: Eukaryota; Fungi; Glomeromycota; Glomeromycetes; Entrophosporales; Entrophosporaceae
Source: the annotation of a GenBank genome assembly